Meleagris gallopavo (turkey) is the source of this 1832-nucleotide messenger RNA. Lineage: Eukaryota; Metazoa; Chordata; Aves; Galliformes; Phasianidae. The record is from RefSeq and is a predicted model, not a curated record.
GAGCUGCUUCAUCAAAUUAUAUCCUGAGCUGGUUUUUUUCUGUGCCCAGAGGAGUUCUGGGGUGUUACCAGUGCCUUUAUGAAGGCAGUGAUGUUUUUAAAUGACGGGGAGGUGAGGCUCUAGCACAGGUUGCCCAGACAAGCUGUGGCUGCCCCAUCUCUGGGAGGUGCCCGGGGCAGGUGGGAUGUGGUCCUGGGCAGCCUGAGCUGGCGGGGAGCCAUGCUGUCCAAUAGCCAACUCCUGCAGCGUUCCAUCAGAGUUCCCUGCCGCAGCCACGACCGCACGGAGCUCUGCACUGAAAGCAUGCAAUGGCAGUCAUUGCGCUCUCACCCACUGAGCGGCGCAGCGCUCAACACAAUGCCCACCUAACAAGACGGCGCAUUCUGAUUGGCCGCGCCGCCGCCGCCAAGACGGCUCCUUCCGAUUGGCUGAGCCGUUGCCUGGGUGACGGCGGCUGGCGGCUAGCGACGGGCGCCAUGUCGGCGCGAACGCUGCCGCUGCUGUUCCUCAACCUGGGCGGAGAGAUGCUGUAUAUCCUGGACCAGCGGCUGCGCGCCCAGAGCAUCCCAGGCGAAAAGGCCCGAAAAGAUGAAUGGACAGAUGUGGACAGGAAACGAGUUAUGAAUGACAUCAUCACAACCAUGUUCAAUAAAAAAUUUAUGGAAGAGCUGUUUAAACCACAGGAACUCUAUUCCAAGAAAGCUCUGAGAACCGUGUAUGACCGGCUAGCUCAUGCUUCAAUCAUGAGACUGAACCAGGCCAGCAUGGAUAAGCUGUACGAUCUCAUGACUAUGGCUUUCAAGUACCAAGUCCUGCUGUGUCCCCGGCCCAAAGACAUCCUGCUGGUCACGUUCAAUCACCUGGAUGCCAUCAAAGAUUUCAUCUGUGAUGCCCCUGGCAUUCUGAACCAAGUGGAUGAAACUUUCCGACAGCUGAUCGAGAUGUACGGCUGUCUCUCUGCUGGUGAAUUUCAGCUGAUCAGGCAAACGCUCCUCAUUUUUUUUCAGGACAUGCACAUAAGGGUCUCUAUCUUUCUGAAGGAUAAAGUGCAGAACUCUAAUGGUCGCUUUGUGCUGCCAAUAUCAGGCCCUGUUCCUUGGGGUACAGAAGUACCAGGAGUUAUCAGGAUGUUUAAUUGCAAUGGAGAUGAAGUUAAAAGAACUGAGUUCACUACUGGUGGAAAUUAUGUCACUCCACAAAGGGAAGGAUCUUUUGAACUUUAUGGAGACAGAGUCCUCAAACUUGGAACAAAUAUGUACAGUGUUAGUCGGCCGGCAGAGACACACACGUCAGGAUCAUCCAAAACCUUGGCUUCCAGUGCAAAGGUUAAUGCUUUUCUGAUCCUGUCACUGGUAAAACUCAUGACCCUGGCAGCAAGGUGUGUCAGUAAGGUCUGCAGGUGGUCACACAUGGCAGAGGGGUUUCCUCUGGGCAGUUUCACCACACCCAUCAGACUUUACACUCUGUUUCCUCCAUCUCUUAAUAGCUGGGUCACUGGAUCAAGCAUACAUUGACCUUCUCCAACUCAUUCACUAGAUAGCUGCACUGUCUUCUCUUUUGUUUCCUUUCUCAUGUAACAGUAACAUCAUUUUAGUCUGUACUUUGGGGUACCUAUUUGUUUCUCUCCAAACCUCAGCAGUUCUCCAUGACCCUGUCUGAGUGAGGCUAUGUUUUCCUAACUAAUUGCAGACAUAAGCUGAUGAAGUGGUUUGCUGAAAUCUUGCUUCCUCUUUUUAAUUUCUUCAGAAAUCGGGAAGCUAGUUUUGCUGAUUUCACAGCUCUUUGAUUUAGCUGAAAAACUGUCUUGUCCUGGGUCUAGAAAUGCAAGCAAC